UGAACAGUGACUCGCUACAUGUUGGUUGGUUCACAAUGACAAUCAUCACCGAAGUAUUUUUUGCAUUACUAAUAUCAGGUUUAGUAAUAUUAUGGUUUCGUUUAAAAAACAAAAACAAGGAAUUUUAUGACAAGAUUCCUGGUCCACCCCCUAUUCCUUUUUUUGGAAAUAUUCUUGAAUUUACUUCUACAACCGUUGUGUUAGACAUAAUGAUGAAAUAUAUGAAAAUCUACGGAGGUGUUGUAAAAUUUCACGGGGGUCCCAUAGACAAAACUUUGUUAGUUUCUGAUUACAAUUUUCUUGAAAAUGUUUUAAGCUCUACGAAAAUUUUAAACAAAACUGACGACUACAAAUUCCUCCAUUCCUGGUUGGGCACGGGCCUAUUGACUAGCGCUGGACCCAAAUGGAAAAAACAUCGGCGAAUUUUAACACCUGCCUUCCAUUUCAAAAUCUUGGAGCAAUUUAUUGACGUUUUUGAAUCGGCCGGAAAUAAACUGGUCAAAAAACUGGAAAAAGUUGUAGGAAAAGACAGUGUUGAUAUUUACCCCUUUGUGACACUUUGUACCCUUGACAUAAUUUGUGAAACUGCGAUGGGUAUAAAAAUUAACGCCCAAGAUAAUGGUGAGUCGGAAUACGUGCGAAGUGUGAAACAAAUGUGUAAAAUCAUUAUUGAGCGGUCAUUUUCUCUCCUCCAAAUGAUUAAUUUAACAUACCCAUUGACGAAGAACUUCUACAUAGAAAAGAACGCGUUAAAAAUUUUGCACCAGCAGACAAACAGUGUCAUCAAUCAAAGACGCCAAGAAUUGAAAAAUCAAUCCAAAAACAUAGAGCAAGAAAACGAUUUGGGUACCAAGACCAGAAAGGCAUUUUUGGAUUUAAUUUUGGAAGCUACUGUGGAUGGUAGGCCCCUUACUGAUACAGAGAUACGUGAAGAAGUUGAUACAUUCAUGUUUGAGGGACAUGACACGACAGCUUCAGCAAUAAGUUUCGCUCUGUUCUGUUUAGCCACGCAUCCGGAAGUCCAAGCUAGAGCUUUAGAAGAACAGAAGGCUUUAUUUGGUGACACUAAAAACCCUACACCCACAUACACAGAUUUACAAAACAUGAAAUAUUUGGAGCAAGUCAUUAAAGAAGCUCUCAGACUAUACCCUUCGGUCCCAUUUCAUGGCAGAAAAACCAACGAAGCUGUGGAAUUCAAUAAUGGAACUGUUGUUCCCAAAGAUGUAACGAUUACUGUGUUUACAUACGGGAUUCACCGAAAUCCUGAAUAUUUUAAAGAUCCCGAGAAAUUUGAUCCCAGCCGAUUUGACACCAUCGAUGGAAAACUUCCAUAUUCAUUUAUUCCAUUCAGUGCUGGGCCCAGAAAUUGCAUUGGACAAAAGUUUGCCAUGCUAGAACUAAAAAGCACAUUGUCAAAGGUAGUAAGAAAAUUCGAGUUAAGGCCAGCCACUCCUGAGCAUAAAUUACAACUGACUGCUGAAACGGUUCUGAAAUCCGUAAACGGCAUUAAAAUAAGCUUAAAAUUGAGACAAUAUCGUCUGUUGUUGAAUUUGGUAAAAGUAGGUUACCAGACGCAGCAAUGCCGUAAUAAUUAUUAUUUGCAUGCUGCAGCGAGAGCGCUCAGCGGGUUUGUCAACAAAAACACCUUUGCAUGUGAUAAAACUUAUCAGUUAUCUCUAAAGAAGUGCAGAAUCAUUUUAUUCCACAAUCACACAAUGGCUCUUUUAACAGACGUUUUUCUUCCCCUCGUUAUAAUCCUUUUGAUAUUUUGGUACUGGUAUCGCUCACAAAAAAACAAAAAAUAUUAUCAGAACGUUGCGACGCCACCGACAGUUCCGAUUCUGGGAAAUGCUCUGGAUUUUACAACUACAACAGAAUUGUUGGGAACGUUUAUGCGAUACAGGAAGGACUAUGGAGGACUAGUCAAGGUGCAUAUUGGCCCUUUGAGACAUUUUUUGUUGGUAUCUGACUACAAAAUGUUGGAAUAUCUCUUGAGUAGUCCCAAGAUAGUAGAUAAAUCCGAAGAUUACAAAUUUUUAAGUAGUUGGUUGGGAACAGGUCUCCUGUUAGCGGAUGGAGGCCCAAAGUGGAAAAAGCAUCGCAAAAUUUUAACGCCAGCAUUUCAUUUUCAAAUCUUGGAGCAGUUCGUGGAUGUUUUCGAUUCUUGCAGUAAUGUUUUAAUACAGAAACUGGACAAAGAAGUGGGCAACACUAGUGUUGAUGUUUAUCCGUUUGUAACUUUGUUCACGUUGGAUGUUAUUUGUGAAAGUACCAUGGGUACGAAAAUCAAUGCACAAGACGAUGUGACCUCUGAUUACGUGCAAAGUGUCAAGCACAUGUGCAGAAUUAUAAUAGAGAGAUCAAUUUCACCGGUGCAGAUGUAUGAUUUUUUGUUCGUAUUUACAAGGAACUAUUUCAUACAAAGAAGGGCUCUACGAAUUUUACACGAUAAGGCUGAUGGUGUAAUUUCACAACGGUUGAGAGAAUUGCAAGCCCAGACGAAAACUGAUAGCGAGGGCGAUAGUGAGGGAAUAAAAAAGAAAAAAGCUUUUCUCGACCUGAUUUUGGAAGCUAAAGUCGACGGGAAACCCCUAAGCCAGGAUGAUAUUAGACAAGAAGUAGAGACUUUCAUGUUUGCGGGCCAUGAUACCACGGCCUCGGCUAUUAGUUUCACAUUGUAUUGCUUGGCCAAUUAUCCCGAGGUCCAGAAAAUGGCAUACGAAGAACAACUGAGUAUUUUUGAAGACAACAAUGAGCCCGAUGUGACUUAUGCCAACCUUCAGAGCAUGAAAUAUUUAGAACUGGUCAUAAAAGAAACAUUACGUUUGUACCCUUCAGUGCCAAUAAUUGGUAGACAAUCUGGUGAAGACUUCCAGUUUGACAAUUCGUGGAUACCUAAGGGAGACACAAUGUUACUUUUUCUGUAUGGUAUACAUAGAGACCCAAAAUAUUUCAAAGACCCUGAAGUAUUUGAUCCUAAUAGAUUUGAAAAUCCAGACAAUAAAAUGCCGUAUUCUUACAUACCUUUCAGUGCAGGACCGAGGAACUGUAUUGGGCAAAAGUUCGCUAUGUUGGAAAUGAAGUGUGUCUUGUCGAAAAUUUUAAGAAAGUUUGAGCUUCAACCUGCUGUUCCUCAACAUAAUUUACUGUUAACUGCCGAGACUGUUUUAAAAUCUGCAAAUGGUAUUAAGAUAGGCAUUAAGCUAAGAAAGUGAUAAUUAUUUACUUACAAUUUUCUUAUAUAUUUAAGCUUUCUUUUAUACUUAUUAAUUCAAAAUAAAUUUUUAAACAAA
Molecule: messenger RNA, 3293 nt
Organism: Tribolium castaneum (red flour beetle)
Lineage: Eukaryota; Metazoa; Arthropoda; Insecta; Coleoptera; Tenebrionidae
Exons: 17
Coding region: 36-3215 (1059 amino acids)
Molecular function (GO): oxidoreductase activity, acting on paired donors, with incorporation or reduction of molecular oxygen; iron ion binding; heme binding
Source: RefSeq, a predicted model, not a curated record